Pipra filicauda (Wire-tailed manakin) is the source of this 1972-nucleotide messenger RNA. Its product is annotated as ribosyldihydronicotinamide dehydrogenase [quinone]-like. The record is from RefSeq and is a predicted model, not a curated record. Bases 82 to 852 code for a protein of 256 amino acids. Gene Ontology annotation, cellular component: cytosol. The transcript has 7 exons. Lineage: Eukaryota; Metazoa; Chordata; Aves; Passeriformes; Pipridae. Gene Ontology annotation, molecular function: NAD(P)H dehydrogenase (quinone) activity.
CCGAUCCCGCCCCGCGCUGGCGUUGCCCCAGGGCCCGGGCAGCGGGGCCGCCGGGAAGAGCCGCUCCCAGCCCCGCCGCAGAUGUGCGCCGGGCCCCGAGGAGCAGUUCUCAGGCCAUACCAGAUUCUCAGGAGAGAAGCUCUCCAGUGCUCCCGGACAAUGGCAGGGAAAAAGGUCCUGAUAGUCUAUGCACAUCAAGAGCCCAAGUCCUUCAAUGGAUCUUUGUUGAAGAUUGCUGUGGAAGAAUUGACCAAGCAGGGCUGCAGUGUCACGGUGUCGGAUUUAUAUGCAAUGCAGUUUGAGCCAAGAGCAACAAGAAAUGACAUUGUUGGUCGCUUGCACAACUCGGAAGCGUUCAAUUACGGUGUGGAGACCUGGGAAGCUUACAAGAGGGGAGGUUUGUCCAAAGAUCUGGUUGAAGAGCAAAAGAAGGUGCAGGAAGCAGACUUGCUGAUUUUUCAGUUUCCCUUGUUUUGGUUCAGCAUGCCUGCGAUCCUGAAGGGCUGGAUGGACAGAGUCUUGGUCCAAGGCUUUGCUUAUGAUUUGUCCAAGUGUUAUGAUGGCGGUUUGCUCCAGGACAAAUUAUCCCUGUUUUCUUUCACCACUGGAGGAACCAAAGAAAUGUAUUCAAAUGGAGGUAUUGGUGGUGAUAUUCGCUAUGUUCUGUGGCCCAUGCAGCAUGGAAUCAUGCACUUCUGUGGUGUCAAAGUCCUUGAACCUCACAUCUGUUAUGCUCCAGAGAAUGUCUCUGAGGAGAAGAGGAAGGAGAUGCUGACUGGCUGGACCCAGCGUCUGAAGACUCUUUGGAAGGAAGAACCCAUAAACUGCUCUCCUGAGUGGUAUUUCAAGUAGUGUUCAGGUACAAGACUACAGAGAGAAGAUCGUUUUUCUCCAUUCUUUUGGAUGCUCUAUCUAAAUACCUGAAUGCUAAUCUCCUAAUUCAAAUGUCUUUUAAGAAUCUGGAAUACAGCAGCUAGCAGCUUAACUGAAAAUAUAGCAUUUAUCUUCAUUGAUUCCUGAGGGAUUCUCAUUAAGGAUGGGUGCAAAACUCUUUGUGAAGCUCUCCUUGCUGACAUAAACAGUGAUAUUAUCCUGCCUAAGUGUGAUUGAUAAGACGUGGUAUUUAAUGGGAGAUUAUACCAUUGCUGCCUGUGAAACUCUAAAGUACAUGGCCAAGGUUAUUUUAACGCUGUUUGUACCAGCUGCCACUUUUUUUAAUUGUCUAGGGAAUAUGCUGCCCUUACUCACACUUGUCAUUUAAAAGAGCAGGAGUGGCCAUGAGGGCUCUACCUUGUGCCUUUGAGCUAUGAAGCCAGAUCAUCAGCAGUGCAAAAGGAUGUACAGUUGCACAGUGACUUUGACAGCUGGAAAGCCUUGUGGGUAGCCUUGUGCUUUUCCACAUAUUCACAAAGCAAUGUUAAAGCUACAACACCUACCAAAAAAGGGGGAAAACAAAUACAAAUAUUGUACAGUGGUAUGUGCAUGAAUUGCCUUCCUUUGUAGACUGCACCUCCCAUUUUAAACUAAGUAGCUUCCUAAAAUCAAAGGGACCUCUCUAUUUUGGUUGCCCUCAGUGGAGACAAAAAGGAAUCCUGGGUGCUUCUGCCCCUUCACACCAGUCAGGGUUGGUGUUUGGGUCUGGACGGCAUUUGCAUCCCCUCCACCACCAGAGUCAAUGGGCUUCCUUGGAGAUCUCCAGCACUGGCAGCAGGCAAGGCAGGAUGCCUACCUGAAAACCUGCAGGAGCACUGUCUGUCUAUGGAUCAGGAUCUAGUGGGACAAAAGGACUGUCUGGCUCUUAACAUCCGUGAUUUUUACCUUGAAUUGUAGCAGGAGUAUUUUUGAGAGCUGUUAACCCUGUUGGUUCAUACGGCAAGGGGCAGGUUUCUCACUUAGCUACCCGACUUCUUGCUUUGACCAGCUCACCUAACAGCUGGCUUUGCACUUUGGUAUUAAAAGAAAGUGGCCCAAA